AUGGAUAAAGGUGAACCUUCUCUGGUUCCCGAAUGGUUGAGAAUUUCUGGUGGUGGGAGUUCAAAUCACCUUCUCGUAUCAUCUUCUUCUCACUCAGAUUCUGCAUCGUUGCAAAAUAAUAGCAGGAAUAGGAACUCUAGGAGCAAAAGUGAUGUUGAUUCAAUUCAUUCUCCUUUUCUGGAUCGAUCUUCUUCUACUAAUUCAAGGAGGGGCACUAGUAAUGGCACUGGAGGAAAGCAUGCAUAUAGUAGUUUCAACUUCAAUAGGAGUCAAAGGGAUAAGGACCGCAUGAGGGAAAAAGAUAGAAGCUAUGUGGAUCAAUGGGACCUUGACACUUGCAUCCCUCUCAGAAAUAUCGUAGCUGGUAGGGAUCAGGAUCAAUUGCGACGAUCACAUUCAAUGGUGACGAGAAAACAGGGAGACCACCUCUCUCGAGGAUUUACAGUCGGCUUGAAAAAUGGUGGCAGUAGUACUAGUUACAAUGGAAAUGGCAUACUUCCUGGACCUAGCAUCGGGAAUAGCUUUCAGAGGACUGGGUUUGAUAAGGAUUUUCCCUCGCUUGGAGCUGACGAGAAGCAUGGUGGGCAAGACGUUGUACGAGUCUCGUCUCCUGGUUUAAGUUCUGCUGUUCAGAGUUUGCCAGUUGGUAACUCGGCUUUGAUUGGUGGGGAAGGUUGGACCUCGGCUCUGGCAGAGGUUCCCAAUGUCAUCGAGAAGGCUUGCGCUGGGUCAUUAACUUCUCCGAAAGCUAGUAUUGUUAGCAGUGGAACUUUACCUGGACCAACAGGUCUUAACAUGGCUGAAGCAUUGGUGCAGGCUCCAGCAAGAACUCACACCCCUCCCCAAGGAUCUGUGAAGACACAAAGAGAGGACUUGGCGAUCAAGCAGUCUAGGCAGUUGAUUCCGGUUGUUCCUUCAGCGCCGAAGAUUCUGAAUUCGUCUGAUAAAUCCAAGAUAAAACAAGUGGUUCGAGCUGGUGAAACUUGUCUCGCUCACACGAGAAACUCCCAGCAGCAGCCAUCUGUCCUUCUCGGCAAUUUCCAGUCUAAUCCCAGUGGUCAAAUCAAAUCAGAGAAGAAGCUGUUGGUUCUUAAACCGGCUAGGGAAAACGGUGUGGCUGCUGUUAAAGAGUCUGGGAGUCCUAGUGGUAAUCCAAACAGCAGACCCGCCUCUAGCCAGCUAAUGAACUCUGCUCAAUCAACACAAUCUGCCCCUGUGAGAAGUACAAACAGCCCAAAGGAGCUCAAGGGAGCUACUGCCUUUACCAUGACAUCUAGCCAAACCAUUGAAAAGAAAUCUUCUUUAGCUCAAACUCAGAGCAGGAAUGCGUUUUACAGUGCCCUGAAGCGGAAAUCUACAUCAACGAGCAUCUCCAGCGAUUCCGUUAACUCCACAGCCAAUUGCAUCUCUUCUUCGGUUGAGGAAAAGGUCGACAGCUCAAAGGAGCUUGUAGCUAGUGACUCUUCAAGUCCACAGGCUACAAGUGGUGUAGAAGUGACUCAAAGGAAUAGUAUUGGCUUUGAGGAAGCAGAUACUCCAGAUGAGGAAGAAGCCGAGUUCCUAAGAUCACUUGGCUGGGAAGAAAACAAUGGCGAAGAUGAAGCUCUUACGGAAGAGGAGAUUAAAGCCUUUUUUGAACAGUACGAGAUGUUGAGGCCGGCACAUACGCAGAAACUGUCCGUGAUACAAGAGGCAAGAGAAGAUGUAGCUUAA
Microthlaspi erraticum is the source of this 1713-nucleotide messenger RNA. Lineage: Eukaryota; Viridiplantae; Streptophyta; Magnoliopsida; Brassicales; Brassicaceae. The record is from the annotation of a GenBank genome assembly.